Molecule: messenger RNA, 729 nt
Organism: Myotis lucifugus (little brown bat)
Lineage: Eukaryota; Metazoa; Chordata; Mammalia; Chiroptera; Vespertilionidae
Product: BPI fold-containing family A member 2-like
Exons: 7
Coding region: 1-729 (242 amino acids)
Molecular function (GO): lipid binding
Source: RefSeq, a predicted model, not a curated record
AUGGCACUGCAAUUGUUUUUGCCAGGUAUUCCUCAGGACCUGAAGGAGGACUUGAACCUGCUUCGGGAUACCAAUAGGUGGCAAGCCAUCCAGGACAAGUUCUACGAAACUCAAGUUGUGUUGAAUGAUGCCCUUUCUAAAAUAUUUAAAGGGGGCCACGCUUUGGGGUUGAAAAUCAGUAAUGUCCACAUCUUGAAUUUCAAAGCCGAACCAACUCCUGAUGGCCAAGGCGUUCAACUGAGGUUCCCCACAUCUGCUGAUGUCUCCUUGACCCUGCCUCUCGUUGGGCAGGCAGUCCAACUGAACGUUUCCUUGGACCUCCUGGCUACUGUCGAAGUUGAAACUGAUCCCAAGAGUGGUGACUCCAGAGUGGUCUUGACAGAUUGCGCCAGCGACCCAGACAGCAUCUCAUUCACCUUGUUGGGCGAACACAGCACACUGGUCAACAAGCUCUCAGGCACCAUAAGCAGCAGCCUGAGCGACACUGUGUCCUUCCUGGUGCAGAACCAGAUGUGCCCAAUGCUGCGUAUCUUCAUCGGCACCGUGAAUCCGCAGCUUGUUGAAAAUGUCUUCAGUAAGUCACACCCCUGGGAAGCAGAGGUGUUCCCUGUGCAGCCUUCCCAGGGCAGGCAUGCAGCUCUGAGCCCGCCCCACAGGCAGGUCUGGUCAGGGGCCCCUGGAGAAGCAGAAGGACCCACUCCUAAGUCAGCUGGGAGAAUGAACAAUUGA